This is a messenger RNA of Trichomonas vaginalis G3, 1908 nucleotides long. RefSeq names its product oxygen sensor histidine kinase response regulator DevS/DosS family. The coding region runs from base 1 to 1908 and encodes 635 amino acids. NCBI's taxonomy places the organism in Eukaryota, Parabasalia, Trichomonadida, Trichomonadidae. The transcript has a single exon. The record is from RefSeq and is a predicted model, not a curated record.
AUGAGUAGCACAGCGAGGAGAGCAGCGUCGAACUUUGGAAAUCUUCCAUCAUCUCGCUCUACCAAAUCAUAUUCUGCUACAAUGCGUAAUACAGCAAGAACUAAUUACAACGCAGAUCUUGAAAUGAAAAGAAUCAAAACUACUUCACAUAUUAAUGCCGAAUUUUCAGAAAGAAGUGCACGCGCCAAAACUUCAUACAAAAAAGUACCGACUCGAAUCUCAAAUCUAAAUAUUCGCGACAUUGUUCAACCAUUUAAAGAAGAACCAAAGGAUGUUGUAGAAAAGGAAGAGAAAAAUGAGACAGAAGUUGUAAAUUCUAGCAUUUUCUUAACGUUCGACCUUCUAAAAGCGAUGACUCCAAAAAGAUGUAUUAAUUAUUUGACUCAAACACCAAUAUUUUUGAGAACCAUGUUUAUGGAAGGUUACUUAGACUCAGAGAUUGUUAGCAGUGUAGCGCUUUCUCUAACCCAAUCUGAAUUACAAAAAUUUAUGAUUAAUAUGACUCAAGAACUUAAUUUCUACUCAGCAAUACAAACAUGCCAAACAAUACCUGAACUUGAAGCCCACAUUCCAAAGCUUAUUUCAAUGCAACGCAUAACAAUUUGGACAAAAAUGGAUAACUCAAAUUAUUUAACAUCUCAAACACUGAAAGCAGUACUUCCUCUUGACCAAUCAUGUGUAGGUGUACCUUUCUUACAUAAAGAUGAUUAUAAUACAGGAGAUCCAGGAAAUUUCCAAAAUUUCUCAAUAUCAAACGAUUUACCUUUGCUUCGCGGAGUUAAAUCAAUGUUAUUGCUUCCAAUCACUUUCUUUGAUGACGAAGUUGUUGCUGUUCUUCAAUGUGUUGGUCUUAAAAACCCAAUUACAGAAGAACAAAUGGAAUUUACUCCAUAUUACUUCGAAGUUUUCAAGAUUGUCCGUGAUCUUAUUCAGAAACGAUUCUUCUCUGUUCCAACAUAUAGAGUUGUUCCAUCUAAUGUUUCAAACAUUUUCUCCGAAGUAGAAACUUCUUCAGUUUCUCACACAGCGAAAAUGAUUUCGAAAUUUUUCACGAUGACAAUUCCAUGCGAGCAAUGCGAUUUGUUCGAGUUCGAUGACAGGUACAGAUGCCUUAUAAGACUUUCCGAUGGUGAGAGAUUCGGAGAAGUUGAAGGAGGUGUCUCUUUCCAAGCAGGAAUCUCUCCAUCAAUCGUGAAUGUUCCUCAUGGCCAAGUUCACGAAAAAUUGUCAGAAGUAUUGGACGGAAAGUUCGCGAAUAGAUCAAUACUUAGUAGAUCAUUACAACAAGGAAGAGCUCAUUAUGUUAUAACAUUAAGAGCCAAACCAAACGCACCAUCAUUCUCCAACCAAGACUCAAAACUUGUAUCCGAAAUGACACCUUUAAUUUGCGACGCAUUGAAACUCGCGACAUUUCUUCAAGACCAAAAGAACGAGAAGAAAGAGAUUCAACACGAAAGAGAUAUCCUCGAUGCUGCUAUUGAUACUAUAUCUGCCAUAUCUACAACAGGUGUUGAUAAGUACACAGCGUUACUUGGAACAGCCAAGAAGUUAUUUGGUUGCACUGAAAUGUUUAUUUGUAUUUUCGAUGGAAGAUACAUGAGAUAUUUCCCAACAGAUGUCAAGUGCAAGUUCGAGGAUUGCGCUGCUGGACAGGCUUAUAACUAUAGAGAGACAGUUUGGACAAGAGCAAAUGAUACAAAACAAAGAUAUUUGCCUCAAUUAUAUGAUCAGUUAAAAGUAAAAAGAGAAACAUCAAUUUGUUUCCCAUACAGAGCAAAUGGAAGAGUUGUUGGAAGUAUCGAAAUGAUCAAUCCUACAAGAAUGGAAUUGGAUAAGAGCGAAGAGAAAAUCUUCGGAAAUAUGUGUGGAGCUGUUGUCCAUGAAACUUAUGCAGCAAAAAUUCAGUAA